CAUUGUUACCAUCAGGCAUCUAACGUACUCAUGUACGUAAUAAUAUCACAGAGUCAUUAUUUCUUAAUUACAUUUUUUGACCUUUCGUCGUUUCGGUACUUUCAUCGCUGUUAAUAAAAGGCCUGUCCGCCUUGAAAUUGCAAAACCUGUUAGUUAAUGGUUCAUCUUUACACGUUUGUUAUUUGUGUACUUAAGUGUACAUAAAGUAGAUUUUACUCUCGUAGAAGUUAAUUAUAUUUCGACAACGAUUAGACAUUUAAUUAAUAUUGUAAACGAUGUACAAAGCCAACGUUUCGUUUAUUUGCGCGAUUGCUGCCUUCAUCCUUUUCAUCGAUCAUCAGAAGACCAUUGGGGCAGUUGCCGUUGAGAGGGUUAAAAGAGCCGAUGGUGAAAAAUAUACCACUAAAUACGAUAAUAUUGAUAUCGACAGGAUUUUGACUAACGAAAGACUGUUCAAAAAUUACAAGAACUGUAUACUUGAUAAAGGAAAAUGUACUCCAGACGGUCAGGAGUUAAAGAGUAAGUUUAUUUAACUUUAUUUAUUUUAA
Molecule: messenger RNA, 548 nt
Organism: Agrilus planipennis (emerald ash borer)
Lineage: Eukaryota; Metazoa; Arthropoda; Insecta; Coleoptera; Buprestidae
Product: ejaculatory bulb-specific protein 3-like
Exons: 1
Coding region: 276-533 (85 amino acids)
Source: RefSeq, a predicted model, not a curated record